Epinephelus lanceolatus (giant grouper) is the source of this 3487-nucleotide messenger RNA. It is a transcript of the gene angptl1b, whose product is annotated as angiopoietin-like 1b. Gene Ontology annotation, molecular function: extracellular matrix structural constituent; protein-macromolecule adaptor activity. NCBI's taxonomy places the organism in Eukaryota, Metazoa, Chordata, Actinopteri, Perciformes, Serranidae. Gene Ontology annotation, cellular component: fibrinogen complex. The record is from RefSeq and is a predicted model, not a curated record. Gene Ontology annotation, biological process: positive regulation of heterotypic cell-cell adhesion; blood coagulation, common pathway; platelet aggregation.
UGUUCUCCUAGCAGACGGUGUUUGCUUGGGCCAUAGCUGCGUGCAGGCCUUUAUUCUCAAUGAGAGCAAAGGCAGAGGGAGAGUGAGAGGAGGAGAAUGGAGAGCAUGAACCUGUGUAGGAAACACAACUGAGACACCAACCUGGGUCUUCCCUGCACCUCCUGGACGGCUGACUGAACUCACUGACACAGAUCUUUAGCUUGUUUGGUGAUAAAGAGAGGAGGAACCAUGGGACCUGGAACAUGGAGCGUAUUUAUUCUAUUUGGUCUGUCUUUCUGGAGCAACAGCCAAGCCCUCACAAAGCACCCCAUCCUCAACCGGAUACGAAGGGCCCCAGAGGCCAGCGGAGAAAGCAAGAAGUGCUCCUACACCUUCCUGGUCCCUGAGCAGAAGAUCACAGGACCCAUCUGUGCCGCCCGCGGGUACUCGACUGACAAGGACCGAGUGACACGCCUGGAUGUGGCUGCAGUGCGUGACCUUCUGUCAAAGCAGCGUAGGGAGGUGGAGACUUUGAAGUUGGUGGUGGAUGUGGACGGCAACUUGGUGAAUGAGAUGAAGCUGCUGAGGAAAGAGAGCAGGAACAUGAACUCCAGAGUGACCCAGCUCUACAUGCAGCUGCUGCACGAGAUCAUCAGGAAGAGGGAUAACUCACUGGAGCUGGCACAGCUGGAGACACGCAUCCUCAACGCCACUACAGAGUCUCUGCGCCUGGCUUCCCGGUACAGGGAACUGGAGGCCAAAUAUGCAGCUCUGUCUGCAGUGGUGAACAACCAGUCAGUGCUGAUUGGAGCACUGGAGGAGCGUUGUAUGCAGGUGUACAGCCGCAGGCAUGACCAGCCACCCAUUGGACCUCCACUUGUGCAGGUGGUGCCUGAGAACAUUCCUGUUAAUGUGCCUCGUUUCACCAAUGAGAUUCAGAGGGACAACACCCGAGGCUUUGCCCGAGAAAGGGGCUCACGCUCUGGGCCAUCACCCACUAGCGGCACCCUGGACGUUCCACAAAGAAACUUCAGUGCUGAAGGCUCAUUCAGGGACUGUCUCGCGGCGCAGGAAGCUGGCCACAGCACCAGCGGCAUGUACCUGAUCAGACCAGACGAAGCAGAGAGGCCAGUGCAGGCCUGGUGUGAACAGGAUAUCGACAACGGGGGCUGGACCGUUAUCCAGAGCAGGAGAGACGGAUCAGUCAACUUCUUCAGGAACUGGGAUAACUACAAGAGCGGCUUUGGCAACAUAGAUGGCGAAUACUGGCUCGGUCUGGAAGGCAUCUACAACCUGGGGAGGCAGGGGGACUACAAGCUGCUGGUGGAGCUGGAGGACUGGAUGAACAAGAAGGUGUACGCUCAGUACAGCAGCUUCCAUCUAGAGCCUGAGAGUGAGGGUUACCGUCUGCGACUGGGAACCUACCAGGGGAACGCGGGGGACUCCCUGAGCAGCCACAACGGCAAACAGUUCACAACUCUGGAUCGAGACAAGGAUGCCUUCUCAGGUAACUGUGCCCAUUUCCAUAAAGGAGGCUGGUGGUACAACGCCUGCGGCCAAACCAAUCUAAACGGUGUCUGGUACACUGGCGGCGUCUACCGCAGCAAAUUCCAAGAUGGGAUCUUCUGGGCUGACUAUGGCGGAGGCUUCUACUCUAUGAAAUCUGUCCGUAUGUUGAUCAGGCCUAUAGACUGAGGAGAUACUGUAAGCCAGACUGGUCCAGGGGCAGCUACGGAGGCCAGGGCAAACUUGAACCUCAUUCUGACUGUAUAAGUCAUCAGCAACUGGUUUAUCCUAGAUGAAAGAACCACAGCAAUGGAGAUGACCAACCAUCAGUAGCAACUUGAACUGCCUCUUUUAACAGACACCGACUUUGUGUGAACAUUUUUCUUUUUAUAUUAUUACAGAUUCAGCAUAUGCUGCGUUUCCACUGCAUGGUUCAGCUUGACUCGAUUUGACUCUCUGACGGUAUCAGGUUUUUUUCUCUAAUUUGUUUUCCACUGCAGAGCAGCACCGGGCUGGGGUGGGAUUGAAGCCAGUUUUACAUAGUGGCCAAAUGUGAAAUCACAACUUCUGCGUCUGUCAUGUGAUGCCGUUGGGUCCAAAAACACCCUUUUCCCCCGUAGACUUACACUGCAAAAGAGAGGUCUGUAAAUCAGUGUAUACAUUUUUUUAGUGUCACAACCCCUACGCAAUAAAUUAUUUUAUCACCAGGAUUUGAUCAAUUCGGUCCAAUAACUAGUAUUUUACUAGUAUAACUAAGUAUUUUUAUCGCAUUCAAGUUAGCAGAGGGCUAAACAGGACGAUAGCCGCUCAACCAGCAUAGGGCUCUAGUGCACUUGCUCUAUGGGCUUGGUUCAUGCGCCACAGAGCAACUUUCAUAGGAAUGAGUAGGGCCCCGCCUCCAACCCAGUAUCCAGUUGUCUUUAUAGAUACAUGGAUAAUAUCCUCUCCAUGUAGCCUGGAUUCUCAGCUGAUUACCAAAGCAACAAAGCGUGAAACUGUCAUUACAUCAUCUUUAAUGUGACACUCGCAUGGAUCCUUUCAUUGGCAUCCAAACAGAAGAACGACUGCACUGCGUCCAUUGUACUGUUUUGCGGGCUGCCAUGUUUUAAAAUCUGGGUCGAGUGAAUAAAAAAUGCAAAUGAUGGUAGCUUGGCUAAAAAUGUUUGGUUUGUGCUGGAAGUCCCAUGUUGCACAGGUUAGGAUUAUAGUGAUGAUUCCCUCUGACCAAUCAGAGGUCUAGAGUGUUUUAACUCCAUCGUCUACUAAAGGUGCCAAAAACUGCAGUUCCUCUAAUGACCACUUGAGGCUGGCUGCAAGAGUGAAUCAGUCCGCAUAGACACCCAUUUUAAAUUGCCCUUCACAGCAGAAAUGUUUACGGAUUGGGUCCCAAUAGCUAAUUUCCCCCUCAUGACAACUGAAUUUUAUUUUGUAACUUAACAUUUCAUUAAUGCUUAAAGUUACACAUAAUUAAGGCCAACUACCAAUAGUGUCCUCAUCUUCAGUCAGAUCCACCCCUCGCUCCUCCACAGCGUCAGCCUCUCACCCAAAUAUGGUCACUUCUGGCUCCAAAAACCACGAUGGUGACGGCUGAAAUGCCGAAUUUGAGGCCUCAAAACAGGAGUCUGCAGACCAAUGGGUGACGUUACAAUUGCUACAUCCAUUAUUUUUACAUUCUUUACAGUGCAGGAUGUCCUGAAAUGACGAUUCACUGACCAGUCAGUGGUCUGCAGUGCUUUGACUCCACCGUCUAUUGUCAACUCAGCUUACUUGAAACUGAGGCGAUAACAGAAAAAGGCACAAGUUACUACCUACAAAUUUAGAUAAUGGAAAACCCAUGCGGCAGCUUCCAGGGCUGAAAAAUGAAGCCAGCACAGAAGUGCCAAAAACUGCAGUUCUUUGAAAAGCCACCUGAGGGUGGCUCCAAGAGCGAUUCAAUCCCCAUAGACACCCAUUUUAAAAUGCCCGACAUCACAGAAGAAACAAACAUGUUUACAGCUUGGUA